AUGGAUUCGGAAACCCCAGGCCGUGGCAGCGGCCUUCCUCGCGGCAUUCCACAGCCCCUCGCGGCUCCCCGGGAACGACCACCUCAGCAAAACCCGAAUUCCUGGACACCAACAUGCGACCACUCGGCUAUGGCGGUCAUUUACGAGGAUGCCUUCCAGUGUAUGAAUUGUGGAUUGUUUCCUCCGCUUGGGACACUUUAUCGCUGCAUCCUGGACAGGGAGUCUCUGAUUCAAGACGCGUAUAACGAUGGAUAUUCAGUCGCUUUUGACUCUAUCGGUCGUUAUUUCGAAAAAGAAAUGUCUCUUGGAAAGUCUGGGCCUGACGUCCGAAGUGAGCCAGACAGCAGCCCUCUGACCGAGAUGCCCGAGGAGCAGUUAUCCUCUUAUACGCCGGAGCAGCUUAGCAUUUUAGAAUCACAGCGUAACAACGUCCACAACACAAUAGCCAACGAGCGCAGCAUUCUUGAACACCUCACCUCCGAGUGUGCGAGAGACAAAUACCCCUACGACGCGAAACCGUGGGUUCCCGCGACGAAGGCCGAAUGCCAAUACAAAGUGUGCAGCCCGUGUCAUAGACUGGGAUACGAAAGGACUUGGUUUCGCGAGGGAAAGGCCGAUUUGCGACGCCUACGUAGUCAGAAAUAUCGGAGUCCGCCCUAUUCCACUACCAAUACACACCCCUACAGAGGUAGGGGGCCCCCCCGCGGGGCCGCAAAGGAACUCGCAAAGAUCCAAUCGGAGUGCCUCAGGGUGGUCGCUGGGGCCUACAAGGCUACCCAAAUACGGAGCUUGGAGACAGAAACCUAUUGCCCGCCCAUCGGCCUGUACCUCAACAGGAGGCUCCUUGCCUUCGAGGAUCGGGUUAGGAUAUCAGAGGAGGCGAGGCUAAUCCGCCCAGACCCCUGCCACAAUCGCUGCGAUCCUGCGGCGGAGGCGCAGAAGGGGGAGAGGAAGACCCCGGCGGGAGAUAGACGAUAUAGCAACGGCACUAGCGGAAAAGGGCUCAGGCGAAUGGAAGAAGAGCUGGAGAGGUGGAUGGAGGAGGCAAUGAGAAGGGAGUGGAUUGGAAGAUGGGAGAGUGAGGUAGCUAGGGUGGUCGCUAGGAACCCGGGGCGGGCCCUCGAACCGGCCGAUGCGACCGCGCGGUUCGACGCCUCUAUCAUGAACCGACACCGGUCGAGGGACCCAGCCUGGGAGCUAUCGAAGGCGAAGAGUACUCUCCUAGUGCAAGCGAGGACCGGGAAGAGUGGGCUUCGAGGGUUCCUCUUUACUAGGAGGGUCCCCGAGGUAGUAACGCCGGUAUGCCGCUGCGGUAUGGCGCGCGAGACAUUCGAACACCUCGUACUCGAAUGCAACGGAGCCGCAGAUAAACCUCAUCCCUGGCCAGACGACGGCGCAGAGCUACUGGAGUGGCUAGAUGACGUGAGAAGGCUGCCAUAG
This is a messenger RNA of Chaetomium globosum CBS 148.51, 1440 nucleotides long. RefSeq lists its product as uncharacterized. NCBI's taxonomy places the organism in Eukaryota, Fungi, Ascomycota, Sordariomycetes, Sordariales, Chaetomiaceae. The transcript has 6 exons. The record is from RefSeq and is a predicted model, not a curated record. Bases 1 to 1440 code for a protein of 479 amino acids.